Messenger RNA from Acyrthosiphon pisum (pea aphid), 3467 nucleotides. Its product is annotated as major facilitator superfamily domain-containing protein 1. The transcript is spliced from 11 exons. Gene Ontology annotation, molecular function: transmembrane transporter activity. The record is from RefSeq and is a predicted model, not a curated record. Bases 386 to 1807 code for a protein of 473 amino acids. Gene Ontology annotation, biological process: transmembrane transport. Gene Ontology annotation, cellular component: lysosome. Lineage: Eukaryota; Metazoa; Arthropoda; Insecta; Hemiptera; Aphididae.
AAUAAUAAUAUUAUUAUACAUACGGUCGUGUCUUGUAUUUUCUUUUUGUCCCCUAUGGUGUUCCAAACAUUCACACUGAUAGACAAUGGUACAACAAAGGCCUUUUAUUUAUUAGUUUAAAACUCCCCCGUUGUCGCGUUACGUAGCACGAACAUUAUUAUUACUAUUAUUAUUAUUAUUAUUAUUAUUAUUAUUGGACAUCCAUUAUUUUCCACUGUACACCACCCUCGCUCGAUACAACACCAUUUGAUCUUUCUGUGCGCACAGUGUAUGGCCGAAAAAUCGUCGACAUUCUUUUAAUCAGUUUAUUAUAUUAUUAUGGCCAAUUGGAUGGUCUAAAGUACAUAUUGCAACGAAAAAGUUACUCAGUUUCAACAAUAUAAAAAUGGAGGAAAGUCACCCAACAUCGUCGUCUGAUAUAACAGACAACCAUGAAGAGGAUUGUAAAGUAACAUGGACACAUCCAAGUCAUAUUUUUCAACGACUUAUAGCAUUAUUUUUGAUGUGUUUAAUUGGAUUUGGUUCAUAUUUUUGUUUUGAUAAUCCCGGAGCACUACAAGAUAAUUUUAUUCAAGACAUGAAUUUAACAACUUCUCAAUUUGUCUAUCUGUAUUCGUGGUAUUCAUGGCCGAAUGUUAUAAUGUGUUUCAUUGGUGGAUUUUUGAUUGACAGUGUUUUUGGGAUACGUUUAGGUACUGUCAUCUACGCAUUAUUGGUUGUUCUUGGUCAAAUAGUAUUUGCUGCUGGAGCAUAUUUGAACGCCCUCUGGAUUAUGAUACUUGGCCGUCUGAUAUUUGGAAUUGGCGGAGAGUCAUUGGCUGUUGCUCAAAAUAACUAUGCAGUAUUGUGGUUUAAAGGAAAAGAACUUAAUAUGGUGUUUGGAUUUCAAAUAAGUUUUGCCAGAGUUGGUUCAACAGUAAAUUUCAUAGUUAUGGAACCAUUAUAUCGAUAUAUAAAAAAUCAAAUAAAUGUCCCUAACUAUCAAAGUUUAUCAAUUGCUUUGUUAGUUGCAAGCUUAACCUGUGUCUUAUCAUUGGUAAGUGCCUUAUUACUUGCUUGGCAAGAUAAAAGAGCCGAAAAACUACUACACCGAAAAACACCUGAUGCUACUGAAGUCGUAAAAAUGUCUGAUGUGCGAUACUUUCCAAAAGUCUUUUGGCUAGUCACAUUCAUUAUUGUUUUCUAUUAUACAUCAAUUUUUCCAUUUGUUGCAUUAGGAAAAGUAUUCUUUGAAAAAAAGUAUAACUAUUCGCCCGAUUCAGCCAAUUUGAUUAAUGGCAUUAUUUACAUCAUAUCAUCUAUAUGUGCACCAGGACUUGGUUUAGUCAUUGAUAAAACUGGAAGAAACCUAUUUUGGGUAUUCUUAUCAAUUCUUGGUACCUUAGUUUCACAUAUGUUCCUGGCAUUUACAUUUGUAAACCCCUAUAUUGCCAUGUUAACAAUGGGAUUGUCUUACUCAAUGUUGGCAAGUGCAUUAUGGCCUCUGAUUGCAAUGGUUAUUCCUGAACAUCAAAUGGGAACAGCUUAUGGCAUAGCACAAUCCGUUGAAAAUCUUGGUCUUGCUGUUGUUGCAUUGUUAAGCGGUAUAAUAGUUGACUCAGAUGGUUACUAUAUGGUGGAAUUAUUUUUCUGUCUUUUAUUAUCAGCUGCUUUGUUGCUGACGGCUAUUUUGUGGACAUGGGAUUCAAUGAAUAAUGGAAUAUUAAAUAUGAGUAUUAAACAAAGAAAUCAACUUGAAUCAAACAAAACUCCUUCUCCGGAAAAACAAAAUCUUUUACACAAUAAUGACACCUAUAUCGAAGACUAAAUAUUAACCUUAACUUUUAAGUAAACUUUUAUAUAUUAUGUAAGAAAUUAAUCUUUGAACAACGUGUUAUCUUUACAUAAAUAAUUCAUAACUUAUACUGAUGUACAACAAAUAUAUUCAAAACCAAAUUAUAUUAAACUCAUACUUAAACAUUACAUGUGCAUAUUAUUUGUACAUGCGUGUUGCAUAUAUUAAUGAUCAGUAUAAACAGUAUGAUUUUUUUAAACAUAGAAGACUAAUUAUUUUAAAAUAUUAAUUUUUUUUUUAUGAUUUUAAAUAUAACAAACUAUAUUUUUUAAAUGUUUAUUUGUGUAUUAUAUUAUUAUAAACCUGUAAAAUUGAUACCAGGAUAAUUGUAUGGAGUAUGAUAAAUAAUAAUUGAUAACAAACUUAAGUCUUCAAAUAAUUUAAUUGGGCAUCUUACAUUGACUAUUCUUUAAAUUCUUUACAUAACUGAGCAUUCAUUUUUUCCAAUUAUUCAUUAAAAUAUUUAUUUAGUUUUAGUUUUUUAUAAUAUAUAAUAUUAAUAUUUAGUAUGCCUAAUAUAAAAUAUAUUGUAUAUUAUAACAGCAAUUAUAAAUAUUAAUUUACUGUUAAAAAACAACUUAUUGUGUGUUCAUUUCUUGUUUAACAUAACUCAGUAUGUUAAAAUUAAAAUUUUCAACUUUUAAUGACCUACAUUUUAAUUUAAAAUUAUAUUUCCAAGUUUUCUGAUCGUUUUAACUUUAAAAAAUUAGUUUUGAAUACUCGUUUAUUAUUAAUAAUUAUUAUUUUAGUUAAAAAAAGGACUGCAAAUAUUAAUAUGAAACAAUAUGCAAUAAUUUUCUUCUCUUCUAAUAUAAGCUUAAAACAAUUGCAGAACUUCAUGUCAUUAAAGAAAAGAAAAGAAAAAUUAAUAAUUAUUCUGCAAUACGACUAUUGUUAAAAACUUCAGCUGUACAACUUAAUCAAAAAAAUCUAUUUCAUAAUUUUGUUACCCUUUUAUUAUAAAACAUUUUUAUGAAAAUAACAUGAUCGAAAUUAAGUUUUUGUUAUUUAAAACAAAUAAUUAUAAUUUGGUUUAAUAAGUUCAACACUUCAGAUUGUUAUUAUAUUUAUACAAAUACCUUGUAAUCAAAAGUCUGUACAACAUUUAUCUAUAAGAAAACAAUAUGUGCAAAGUACCUAAUCAUUAUAAUAUAAUGUUUCAAAUACUUGCACAUUAACUUUCAUAGACUAAUUGAAUAUAUGUUACGUAAUUAUUAGGAAGCCUAUUAUUUUUAUCAUUGUAUUAUUGUCAUUCCUUUUUUUAUAUUUUACAUAUUAUUAUUGUGUUAAUAAUAUUAUCUGAUGAGUUUUAAUAAUUUUACUUAUGUGUUAUACAUUUUAAACUGUAAAGUAAUAUAGGUGUGUAGUGAUAUUAUUUAAAAUUACUACCUAUAAUUCUAUAUUUUUAAUUUGUAAUCUAUAGUUUUGCAUAGAAGUACAAUUGGUUGUCUCAUUAAGAAAUUAAGUAUAUGAUUUACUUAAAGUUAACUAAAAAUGUACACUAAAUUAUUUAAUUAUAAGAUUACUAUUAUGUACUAUUGAUGAUAAGACUUUGUUGGUCGAAUAUACAAAAUACAAUAAUACAUAACCUGUAAUAAGUAAUAUACAAAAUAAAAAAAAUGUAUGCGUAAUA